AAAGAGGCUGCACCAGAUCCUUCAUAAGUAUGUUCCCAGAGAAGUCAGGGAAACUGUGAGUGUCACGUCCUACGACGGAAGGGACUGGCAGGAUGUGGAAGGUGGCACUUUCCAUAAGGCAGACACCCAGAGGAGGAACAUUAAACGAGGACAUGCGCAAGUGUGAGAUGUUUUCCGCCAUCUCUGGGACUGUUUGCACAUUCCCAAAAUGCCAGAGCAGCCAGAUGAUUACAGUUCACUGUGGUGCACAGCCGUGCUCAGGCACCGGGAGCUGCUUGUGCGUGGUGCUGGUGGAUGUGCCCUGCACGACGGACAGGCACUCUGCCAUGGAGGAGGACAACAACAUCUUCCACAAGAGGCGAACCAAGGAGCGUCAGAUGCUGCCCAUGCUGCAGCUGCAGCUGCUGAUGGCUGGGAUCCUCGCUGCCAAACCAGGAGGAGAUGUGGUGUACUCCACGUGCUCCCUCUCCCCGCUGCAGAACGAGUGUGUGGUCGAGAGAGCGGUAGAAAUUGCAGAAACCCAGUUUAACAUCAGUGUCCACGUUGAGGACUUGAGCCACUUUAGGACGCUCUUCCAGGACACGUUUUCCUUCUUCUCAGGUUGCCGGCUGGGGGAGCUUGUUCUGCCUCACCUCACAGCCAACUUUGGACCUAUGUAUUUCUGCAAAUUACGUCGGAUGUAGAAGGGGCAACAGACUAUGUCUGUUUGCUGUCAGGAAAUACCCCAAAUUUCCAGAGAAACUACAACUGCUUUGUAUUUAUUUUUCCUUUUAAAAUGUCCCAAAGGAAGUCCGCUUUUUUACUGCAGUCAUAGAAAAUAAAUGAGAAAGACCUGC
Messenger RNA from Corapipo altera (White-ruffed manakin), 836 nucleotides. RefSeq names its product NOP2/Sun RNA methyltransferase family member 4 (gene NSUN4). Gene Ontology annotation, molecular function: methyltransferase activity. The record is from RefSeq and is a predicted model, not a curated record. Gene Ontology annotation, biological process: rRNA methylation. The coding region runs from base 93 to 683 and encodes 196 amino acids. The transcript has 4 exons. Gene Ontology annotation, cellular component: mitochondrial large ribosomal subunit. Lineage: Eukaryota; Metazoa; Chordata; Aves; Passeriformes; Pipridae.